Messenger RNA from Daphnia carinata, 1420 nucleotides. RefSeq names its product pinin-like (gene Pnn). Bases 32 to 1153 code for a protein of 373 amino acids. Gene Ontology annotation, cellular component: catalytic step 2 spliceosome. The record is from RefSeq and is a predicted model, not a curated record. Lineage: Eukaryota; Metazoa; Arthropoda; Branchiopoda; Diplostraca; Daphniidae. The transcript has 9 exons.
ACUGUUCUCGCUAGUUAAAUCGAAAAAAAUCAUGGCGGUAGCAGUGGAAAAUUUCCAAGCCGAACUUGAAAAAGCACGUGAAACACUGAAUCGUGUAGAUGAAAAUAUAAAGAAAAUCACAGGGAGAGAUCCCACGGAGGCCAGGAAUGCUAGGUUUCAAUCUGCCGGUAAUCAUGGCAAUAAUGAAGGACGAGAAAAUGCCCAGUCUAGAAACCGAAUCCCUCCUCGGUUCCAAGGAAGAUUAUCAUCUAGGGAUGAUCAGGAUAAGAGACAUGAUAAUCAAUCACAUACUAAAAGAAUAGUUAGAGAAGGAGGUGAUGGAAGGCCUACUCCAUUAGUUGCAAUUGGAAAUCCAAAAGGCUGGAAGAAUGAAGAUUAUGAAGAAGGAGAACUUCCACGCAAAGGUGCCAUUCACUCGAGCAUAACUGCACCAAAUGCUGAUAAAAAGACAAGAGAAGAAGCCCUGGCUCAACAGAGCAAAGACGUCAAAGUCAAAGACAGAAAUCGAAGAAUGUUUGGUUCAUUAUUGGGCACAUUAGCCAAAUUCAGACAGGAAGAAUCCACCCAGAAAGAUAAAGAGGAAAAACGAGCCAAAAUCGAACAGCGAUUAGAAGAGAACGCACGCCAAGAAAAAGAAAGCCUGAGAAAGGAAAGGCAAGAACUCUUCUUGGAACGUAAGCGACAACAGGCUCAUGUCAGAAGAUUGGAAUGGAAAAUGCAUCGUCUCAGAGAACACGAUGAAUGGGCAGCUCGUCAGCAGCCAUUGAUGAAAUUCAUCAAAUUAAAUACUACGCCUCCAUUGUACUACAAGCCUAAAAUUUGGACUUCCAAAACCGAAGAGUUGCAACAGGAAAGCCAACGUAAACUAAAAGAAAUGCUGGAAACACGCCGAAAGGAACUUGAAGACGAGUUGGUACGAGUGGAGGAGAAGGCAAAUGCUCGUCUUGAACGCGUUCGUGAACGUGGUAGUCAGGUGGUACCGUCCGGCGAGCAGGACGCCGAAUUGGAAGAACUGGAAGCUGAAAUUGAAAUGUACGCUUUGGCUCUCGGCGAAGAGAAAGAAGAAGACAUGGAACUCAAUCCGGAAGAAGCCAGCCAAGGCCCGCUCACUUUCCCCAAGCACGACCCGGAUGAGACGAUGGACUCUGCUUGACUGUUUCCAAUCAAGUCAUCCCACAUUUCACAGACAACUCGCCGAGGCACGACGCAAGAUUGUCAAUCAAUGGAGUCUUUUUGCGAUUACUGUUUUUAUUUUGCGUUCCAUUUUUUCCAUAGUAAUUGAUGGGUCUCGAACUGGAUUCAAUGGUCUGUAGUGAACUGUUCCGCCUCCUCCUCUACAAAUCAAGAUUCAUCCAGGCGGGUAAUGUCGGCCCAUAACCAUGCAUUUGGCUGAGAAAAAAUAUACGUGAGACGAAAAAUA